Molecule: messenger RNA, 1095 nt
Organism: Solanum verrucosum
Lineage: Eukaryota; Viridiplantae; Streptophyta; Magnoliopsida; Solanales; Solanaceae
Product: inositol polyphosphate multikinase beta
Exons: 1
Coding region: 67-951 (294 amino acids)
Biological process (GO): inositol phosphate biosynthetic process
Cellular component (GO): cytoplasm; nucleus
Molecular function (GO): inositol tetrakisphosphate kinase activity; inositol-1,4,5-trisphosphate 3-kinase activity
Source: RefSeq, a predicted model, not a curated record
AAUGCACAGGAAAGGCGCCUGCAUUGGAGAUUUUGAUUGUUAUAUUGUGCUUCACUUUCUGUGAGGAUGCUUAAGAUCCCUCCCCACCAAGUUGCAGGGCACCAAGCAGGCAACGGGAAGCUUGGUCCCCUUGUGGAUGAAUCAGGACGUUUCUACAAGCCUCUCCAAGGCGAUGAACGAGGGUCCAAUGAGCUCAAAUUCUACACAUCAUUCUCUUCUAACAGUAGGAUUUUAGAACACAUCUCCAAAUUCUUCCCCACCUUUUAUGGCACUCAGCUCAUAGAGGCAUCUGAUGGAUCUGGGUUGAAACCCCACUUAGUUUUAGAGGAUCUCUCUGUUGGUCGAGUCAAUCCAUCAAUUGUUGAUAUUAAAAUAGGUUCAAGAACCUGGGCACCAGAAGCAUCUGAGGAGUACAUCCAGAAGUGUUUGAAAAAAGAUAGAGAGACAUCGAGCCUUCCCUUAGGAUUCAGGCUAUCAGGGAUACAAAUCUAUGGAAACAGAGAAUCUGGUUACUGGAAACCUGAAAGAACUUCCAUGCAGAACCUUCCUGCAGAGGAAGUCAAGUUAAUCCUGAAAAAGUUUGUUUCUUCUAACACAUCGACUGACAUGGACUUGCAACCAGAUUGUGCUUUUGCAGCAACUGUUUAUGGCGGUUCUACUGGCAUUUUAUCACAGCUACUAGAGAUGAAAGCGUGGUUCGAGGAUCAAACGAUGUACCAUUUUUAUUCUUGCUCAAUCCUGAUAAUGUUUGAAAAGGGACUUGCAUUGGAAGGACAGAAUCCAGGUGGACAAAUCAAGUUAAUUGAUUUUGCUCACGUUAUUGAAGGAAGAGGUGUAAUUGAUCAUAACUUCUUGGGGGGUCUCUGCUCUUUGAUCAAGUUCAUAUCUGAAAUUCUUACUGAUCCAAAUGAACACAAGAGCCUCGUUUCCUCUGUUAAUGGUGUCAACUAAUUUAGCUAAUUGCAAAUUGCAACUUCUUUUUGUAGGUAGUUUUAUUCUGGGAUGGUAUUAACCCAAUUGUUAAUCUCUACUGCACCCAGGAUGACAAUUGAACAUUUUAACAAAAUAAGAUAUUCUCAACUUUAUUUUUUCAAA